GGGUGAGGGAGAUGUUUUUCCCACUUAAUUGCCCAAAAAAAAUGAACGAAAUAUCGAACAAACCUUGCAAUGGUGGAGUUACGGAGGUGACGUCGUGGUAGCAGGGUACGUUACAGUGGGCUUUAAAGGGUGACGUAGAGCUUCUUGUGGAGCUCAGAAACCAAGGCACAAAGCCUCUCCUCCAGUUCCUUUUGGCAUUUUAGAGAAAGAAAGAAAGAGAGGAGAGAGAAUUACAAGUGAAGAAGAAAUAGUGCAAUUGAGUUUCAGGAAUUCCUGAGGGAGAUUUUCAUUGAACUAUUGGAAAGCCUAGAGAGAGAGUCGUACCCAUUAGUGAGAGAUACAGAGAAGCUCACCCAUUUACAGUAGAGAGAAAGUGUGAGAAACUCACCAUUUACAUUAACUGUUGGAGGGAUUUCUCUCUGUAGAAGUCGUGGUACUCUGGUAGGAGAAAAGCUCACCGACUGGCAACCCCCCAUUUUCAAAUGGAGCCAGCUAAUGCAACUCUUCUAUGUGCUCCAUUGGUGGCCCCAACUGUAGAGGAGAUGUUGCUUCAAAUGAAUAAAGCUAAUGUUAGUGGAGCAGACCUUGUGGAGAUCAGAUUAGACACUCUCUCUAACUUUAUGCCUCAUGAAGAUCUCAAGCUAUUGCUUGGAAACCGACCAUUACCGGCCAUUGUUACAUAUCGGCCCAAAUGGGAAGGUGGUCAAUAUGAAGGCGAUGAUCAUUAUCGACUGGAUACACUUUUUAUGGCAAUGGAAUUAGGAGCUGAUUAUAUUGAUGUCGAGCUGCAGGUUGUCAAUGACUUCAUGAGUUCCAUAACCAGAAAGAAGCCUAGCAAGUCUAAGGUCAUAGUUUCUUCACAUAAUUACCAAAUCACCCCUUCAGUUGAGGAGCUUGGUGACCUUGUCGCAAGGAUACAAGCUACUGGAGCUGACAUUGUCAAGAUAUCAACAAUGGCCCAGAACAUUACAGAUGUGGCUCGCAUGUUUCAUGUGCUUGUUCAUUGUCAAGUUCCCAUUAUAGGGCUGCUUAUGGGUGAGAAAGGAGCUAUUUCACGAUUACUUUGCCCAAGGUUUGGUGGAUAUCUCACUUAUGCUACACUUGAAGGUGUCAUAAAAUCUGCUCCUGGGCAGCCAAAAUUGAAAGAUAUGCUUAGCAUCUACAAUAUCAGGCAGUUGGGAAGAGACACAAAAAUAUAUGGACUUAUUGGAAAUCCAGUGGGUCAUAGCAAAGCCCCUAUCCUCCAUAAUGAGACAUUUAAGUCUGUUGGUUUUAAUGCAAUAUUUGUGCUUCUAUUGGUGGAUGAUGUGAGAGAGUUCUUAGAUGUAUAUUCUUCACCAGAUUUUGCUGGUUUCAGUGUUACGAUCCCUCAUAAGGAGGAGGCACUCAGACACUGUGAUGAGCUUGACCCGAUAGCUAAGUCCAUAGGAGCUAUAAACACUAUAAUUCGGAGACCGAGUGACGGGAAAUUAGUUGGUUACAACACUGACUGUCUUGGUGCGAUUUCUGCUAUUGAGCACGAGAUGAGAGGUUUAUUUAGCUUGAAGGGUGAAGCUGAAUCACCCCUUGCUGGAAGAUUAUUUGUAGUCAUUGGGGCUGGUGGUGCUGGAAAGGCAUUUGCUUAUGGUGCCAAAGAAAAGGGAGCAAGGAUCAUUAUUGCUAACCGUAGUUAUGAUCGAGCUAAAAUACUUGCUGGUUUGGUCGGAGGACAAGCUAUGUCUUUAAGUGACUUAGAGAACUUCCGACCUGAAGAAGAGUCGAUUCUUGCAAAUUCUACUUCUGUUGGAAUGUAUCCAGACAUUGAUGGAACACCCAUAUCAAAGGAAGCUCUAAGAAGAUAUGCUGUGGUUUUUGAUGCUGUUUACACCCCAAAAGACACAAGGCUUUUGCGUGAGGCGGAGGAAGUUGGAGCUGUUGUUGUGAGUGGAGUGGAAAUGUUCCUUAGACAAGCCUUUAGACAGUUUGAGCUCUUCACUGACUCUCCAAGUAAUAAUGGACUGGACUGCCUAGGUGUUUUCUUUUCAUAAGCACCAGUGCAGGUGAUGCGCAAGAUUGUCCAAGAAAGAAUCUGAAACAUACUAGAAGGCCUUUCUAUUGUAAUUGGAAGUUCAUAUGAUAGUGUUAGUUGUUUCACCGCAUAAAUGACUUAAGCUCGGAACUUGGUGAAUUAGCCUAUACAGUUAUCAUUAAGGGAAAAUUGUGGUAGGUUAUUCUAUGAAGGAAAAAGUUUAUAUAA
Molecule: messenger RNA, 2236 nt
Organism: Amborella trichopoda
Lineage: Eukaryota; Viridiplantae; Streptophyta; Magnoliopsida; Amborellales; Amborellaceae
Product: bifunctional 3-dehydroquinate dehydratase/shikimate dehydrogenase, chloroplastic-like
Biological process (GO): chorismate biosynthetic process; shikimate metabolic process
Molecular function (GO): 3-dehydroquinate dehydratase activity; shikimate 3-dehydrogenase (NADP+) activity; NADP binding
Source: RefSeq, a predicted model, not a curated record